Messenger RNA from Desarmillaria tabescens, 1670 nucleotides. RefSeq lists its product as uncharacterized. The record is from RefSeq and is a predicted model, not a curated record. The coding region runs from base 345 to 1577 and encodes 410 amino acids. The transcript is spliced from 4 exons. Lineage: Eukaryota; Fungi; Basidiomycota; Agaricomycetes; Agaricales; Physalacriaceae.
CCUUCUACAGUCAUCAGCAGUGGCGUCCAGAUUUCAUUCUCAGACGAGCGUCCAGUUUGCGAACAUUGGUGACGUCAAACUGCUAUACUUACCCAUUGGAACUGGUACCAAAUGAUUCUCCACACGAGUGGAGGGACCAAGGUACAUAGUACACGUUCCUAAUCCUUGAGCCGAAUACGCAGUAUAUGUACUCCAAGGUCUCCUAGGGCGAAGUGCCAUCGGUCGCGAUAGCGGACAACGUUGGAUUUUGAAACACCUAGGAUUGUCGAAGUCUUGGAAAUCAAGGUGGAGCUGGCUCGAAUUACUGUUCUCUUCCCUAUCUCAUACUCAUCCAAGCUGAAAUCAUGACGGAGUUCUUUCCUCAAGAGCUCAUCGAUGCAAUAAUCGACGAGGUUCACGACUUCGAUGAUCUCAAAGCGUGCUCCCUCACCUGUCGCAAUUUUUCCUCACGUAGCCGCACCCUGCUCUUUCAGCAGCUCAAUCUUAACGGGAAAUCCCAUCUCGAUGCGUUCCAGAGAUUCCACGACCUAUGUGUGGUAUCCUCACAUAUUCCUUCCCUCGUGCGGACACUCUGUAUCCACGAGUAUCAUCGUGGCGCUCUUCGUCCCAGGUCCGACAUCGUCAACUCUCUCCUCCGAUUAAUGCAGAAUCUCGAAGUCAUCAAAUUUUAUGAUGUCACUAGCUUCGCCGACUUCUGCGAUGGAUCGCUGGCGCGGCUCUCAUCUCACUCAUUCCGCGAAAUAUAUCUUUAUGACAUCUUCUUUCUCAAGAAUGGGUUGGACCAGAUGUGCUCCAUAUUACAAGGGUCCCCAAAGCUGGAACGGUUAUUUGUGCAUCAUACUAGCCCGUAUACGAUAUCUAUGUUUGGAGGCGAUGAGACGAGCCAGCCAAGACUGGAGCACACGCACGUUACACGUCGCGGACCUCUUAUCCGAGACUUGAGCGUCGUGAGCAGCUAUUCAUAUAGGUGUCCUGCCCUCAUCGAAGCGAUAUUGGAGACAAAAACCUGUCCUGUAUCUAUCAACGAACUGCAUCAGUUUGCAUUUAGUCUUAGCAACAUUAUCGACUUCCAGCAUCUCGACAAAAUGCUCACACUGACAUCAGACACGCUUCGCGUUCUGUUGUUGACAUUCAAUUGUUCAAACGCUCAUCCAUUGGACAGACUUCCUAUCGUCAGAAUGGGGCAUCUACGAAAGAUUACUUUCAUGAUCACACAUGGGCUCUAUGGAUCUUACUGCUUGCUAUGGUGGAUCCAAAGCCUGAAGAGAGUGACAGCUUCUGAUGAAAUGCCAGCCUUGCGGAUAAUGGACAUCGAAUUAGGGCCUUCGUUCAGUUUGGUGAUCCCCGCGUCGCAGCCAGAGUGGAACGAGUUUGACCAGAUCCUCGCCAGCCCACCAUUUGACGACAAGAGGUCGUCGGACGAAGAGGAGAAUCACUGGGACCAAGGUUCGUUAUCCUUGCCGUUGAUGAACUUUCUGCGCGCCCCUCGGAAGAGCCUCGAAGUCAGGGCGGAGGAUCUUAAAGCGCAGUUCCCCCGACUUGCAGCAAAGGGUAAACUUUCAGUCAAGGUCAUAUAGUGCGUACCCCAGUCUUGUAUUUUUAGAAUUUCGAAUGCUUAUUACGGGAUGUGCGAUGUAGAUAGUCGACGCGAUGGUAAUUCUGGUUCUGCU